AGGCACACCAGUCCGUCGCCAUCCGCCAACGCGCUUAGACAUUUGACAAGGAAUAUAAUUUUAUAAAACCCUACGUACAUUGACAUUGUAUUAUGCGCUCCCUUUGGCUGCUGCUCGGCCUGGCACUGCUGGCCCUGAGCCAGGUCCAGGCCUCCGAGGAGGACUCUUUGGGUGACUUGGACGAUCUCGAUCUGACCGAUAUGGAUGAGAACGAUGAGGAGUUCCUGCGGCUCCUGGAGGACAAGGCGAAGGCCAAGGAUGUGCAACGGGAGAACGAGAUUGCCAGCCAACUGGCCGAGGUUCAGCACAAUCUUCUCAAUCCCGUCGUGGAGGUGGAUCUCUGCGAGACGAUCCCCUGCGGCGCGGGCCGCAUCUGCCAGAUUCACGACGAGAAGCCCGAGUGCGUGUGCAUCCCGGAAUGUCCGGAUGAGAUCGAUACCCGUCGCCAUGUCUGCACCAACACCAAUGAAACCUGGCCAUCGGAUUGCUCCGUGUAUCAGCAGCGCUGCUGGUGCGACAGCCGUGACGAGCGCUGCGCCAACCUGGACAAUGCCCACAUGCACAUCGACUAUUAUGGAGCCUGCCACGAGCCAAGGACCUGCGACGGCGAGGAUCUAAAGGACUUCCCCAGGCGCAUGCGCGACUGGCUCUUCAACGUGAUGCGGGACCUGGCCGAGCGUGACGAGCUGACCGAGCACUACAUGCAGAUGCAGCUGGAGGCGGAGACGAACCACUCGCGCCGCUGGUCGAAUGCCGCAGUGUGGAAAUGGUGCGACCUGGACGGCGACACCGAUCGCUCAGUCUCCCGCCACGAACUGUUCCCCAUCCGGGCUCCGCUCGUCAGCCUGGAACACUGCAUUGCCCCCUUCCUGGAGUCGUGCGACUCCAACAAUGACCAUCGCAUUACCCUGGUUGAGUGGGGCGCCUGCCUGGAGCUGGAUGCCGAUGACCUCAUAGAGCAAUGCGACGACGUCAAGCGGGCCAAGCCGCAUAUGUUGGGCUAAUCCCCCAAAAAUGCUUCCCUACUUUUGUAGAAUGCCAUAAGCACUAACCACUUGUGUUUCCUUAAUCCAAAAAUGUCUACUUUUGCACGACUUUAUUCUAAGAGCUUUGUGUUUAAUGAAAAUAAACAAAGGUAAAUAAUACUUUCAAGGGUCAA
Molecule: messenger RNA, 1159 nt
Organism: Drosophila serrata
Lineage: Eukaryota; Metazoa; Arthropoda; Insecta; Diptera; Drosophilidae
Gene: SPARC
Product: secreted protein, acidic, cysteine-rich
Biological process (GO): anatomical structure development
Molecular function (GO): calcium ion binding; extracellular matrix binding; collagen binding
Source: RefSeq, a predicted model, not a curated record